UGCUAAAUCACUACCGGGAUAUAGGCACAGUACUAUUUUUACUCGAACUUCUUUCAUUCUGUGCGAAGAUCUCUUGGCAAUCUAACUGCUGUUAACAACAUGAAUCUCUGGCUUCUAGAUUCAUGAAAUGAGAUCGAGGUCUUCAUAGGUCAUUGAAAGGGGGCUUCCCUGACCGGAUGUCCCUGCCAAGUCUCCGUCAACGCGUUUACUGUUCUUCGUCUCGAUCUUUCAUGGGAUAUUUAUACUUCUUUUACAAAGUUAAACAGGUUUAGAACAGCUGGCAGUGGCAUUGGCGUGGUCGGAACAUUACGGAACAUCGAGUUCCUGAUAAUACCGCGUAUGCAGCUGGUCCAGGGUGCUUGCCUAGCCUGAAGCCACCCGCGACGUCCCUUGAAGCCAAGGCUCAGUAGUUAAACUUUACUUGGCUCCGACGAUUUUAAAGUACCGGGAGUUUAAAGAUCGUCUUCUUGGGUGAAGAGUGUCGCCUGAGAUACUCAUUGAGGCUCUUCAUCUGAAGUUCUUAUCUCUUGGGCAUCCACUUUUUUUCAGUUUCGGGCAUAUUUUCGUUGUUUCCUUUGUGUUACGGCAAACUUGGCCAUCAAAUGCUCCAUAUGGUGUCGUUUUAGUUAUAUCUUCGACAGCUUGGAUUCUUGGUAGUAAUUACGAGACAAAGGGGGCUCCACUACAUGGAGAUUGUCGCCUCCUGUAUCCGUGAACUCGAGAUUCUUCAAAAUGAGCCCGUCAUCCCACAUCUGUCAAAUGCUUCCCCAGAGUCGAUUUCCCUAACUUCAUUAGAACACUAAUAUAAUACGAGCUGCUUUUCUCGACAACGGAAGUAGUUGGAUGUAUCUGUGUUUACCUAACGGUCUCUCAUUCUCUCCUCGUUUGCUCAUCCCAAUACUCUUUUUCAUAUCCUCUGUAGAAACCACAAAUUUAGACUGCUGGCUCAGUUCAAUAUAGCCAAAAUGGUUUCUCCCAAUGCUCCAAAUGAAAAUAUUCUUGGAAGAGAUUUUGAAGAAGUCGAUGUCGAAAUUGGCCUUAAGGAACUUCCAGAGAAGGAAGAACCUAUUCAGAACCUCACUUUCUCUGAGCGCUUAAGACAUUUCACUUAUGCCUGGUUCGCAUCGACAAUGUCUACAGGAGGAGUAGCUUUUACUCUUUCUGUCCUUCCUAUCGAAUCGGACGCAAUCCUCACACUAGGAAAAGCUUUGUUUGUUAUCAACAUCAUGGUCUUUUUAACCAUCGUCGGACUCCUGAUCGCUCGUUUUACAAUGUACCCCGGCACAUUUACACAUUCACUUACCAACCCACACGAAGGAUUCUUUUUCGCUACAGGGUUUCUCACCAUGGCGACAAUGAUGACGAACGCUACUGCAUAUGGUAUUCCAAAUACUGGCCCUUGGCUCAUCGGUGCCCUACGAUUAGCGUUUUGGUUGUAUACAAUCGGAGCUACACUCCUCGCCAUCGUUUACUACCAUAUCCUUUUUACUGUCAAGAAACUUGUCAUCACCAAUGUUCUACCAGGUUGGGUCCUUCCAAUCUUCCCUGCCAUGUUGGUUGGUACUCUCGCAUCCGCCAUCGCCAAGACGCAGCCUGUAGAAUCUGCAGCACAAAUGUUGGUGGCUGGCCUCACAUUCCAAGGCCUUGGAAUGAUGUUGGCUAUUAUGAUGUAUGGAAUUUAUUUCGGUCGACUUCUCACUUCUGGACUUCCUGCCGAUGCAUCUCGACCUGCUAUGUUUAUUGCAGUUGGACCUCCAUCCUUCACGGCCCUUGCACUCAUUGGUAUGGCCCAAGAUGCGACAACCACAAAGGUCUUCACCGAAUACUACAACCUUCCAGGUAUUACCAAUCCAGCUGCAAUUCCUGAUAUGUUACAACUCGGUGCACUUUUGUCAGCAAUCUUCCUCUGGGCUCUCGCAUUUUGGUUCUUCGCCAUCGCGACCUUCGCAGCAAUUGAAGCAUUUUCAAGAAACGACUUCCAUCUGAACUGGUAUGCCUAUGUUUUUCCAAACGUGGGAUUUACUAUUGCAACUAUAAAGAUCGGAGAAAGAUUAAACAGCCCUCCAAUACUGGGUGUCGGAACCGCAAUGGGAAUUGUGCUAUUCCUGUUAUGGAUGCUGAUUGUGUUUGCUCACAUCAAAGCUUUCUCAAAGAAGAUGAUAAUGUGGCCUGGGAAGGAUGAAGAUGCCCACUGAAUAAACUCGAUUCAACUUUUAGACACAAUGAUGGGUUAGCGAUAAGGUGUACAUUCAUUCUUUUAAAAAAGCCAACCACGGGACAUUAAUGGACCCAAGGUUUAAUGAGCAUAGCAUAGCGGGCAUAGGAUCAAUAAUUAGAUAUACAGGUCAUAGACCAAAAGUAGAUUGGACCGGUAUAAAACUGGACGGGUGGAGUUUACAUGUAAAUAUUACAGAUUUCUUUCAUUCAAUACACACAUACCACAG
This is a messenger RNA of Botrytis byssoidea, 2444 nucleotides long. RefSeq lists its product as uncharacterized. The coding region runs from base 966 to 2195 and encodes 409 amino acids. Gene Ontology annotation, biological process: malate transmembrane transport. The transcript has 2 exons. Gene Ontology annotation, cellular component: membrane. The record is from RefSeq and is a predicted model, not a curated record. Gene Ontology annotation, molecular function: malate transmembrane transporter activity. NCBI's taxonomy places the organism in Eukaryota, Fungi, Ascomycota, Leotiomycetes, Helotiales, Sclerotiniaceae.